Messenger RNA from Drosophila willistoni, 4764 nucleotides. It is a transcript of the gene tim, whose product is annotated as protein timeless. The transcript has 15 exons. The record is from RefSeq and is a predicted model, not a curated record. Lineage: Eukaryota; Metazoa; Arthropoda; Insecta; Diptera; Drosophilidae. Gene Ontology annotation, biological process: replication fork arrest; DNA replication checkpoint signaling; DNA repair. Gene Ontology annotation, molecular function: DNA binding. Gene Ontology annotation, cellular component: replication fork protection complex. Bases 339 to 4616 code for a protein of 1425 amino acids.
CAUCGUGGUGGAGGUCGCCCAUCUCAGUGGCUCGCGCCGUUGCAUACCCCCUUUUUAGUGAGACGAAAAAAACCAACUAAUUAAAGUGCCUAUAAAACAUUGCUGAAAAGAAAAAACUGAAAUACUUUUACCUCAAAUACAAAGCAAAAACAAAUACCAAUUCAACCACUGUGGAAUACAACAAAGAGAAGCCAUUUGCGGCUGUCAAGAGCAAUCUGGAUACUUCUUCCCGUUUUAUGAAAACACAAUGCGUGAGGAAAAUACAAUCACAUCAAACAUUGUACACACAAAUAAAAUAUUGAAAAAUUUGCCGAUCAAGUAGAAUAUAUUAAACGGUUAUGGACUGGUUAUUGACAACACCGCAGUUGCAUAGUGCUUUUGCUUCCCUGGGAUCACUGGAAGGUGACACCUAUGUGGUGAGCCCCAAUGCAUUGGCCAUCUUGGAGGAGAUCAACUAUAAGUUGACCUAUGAAGAUCAGACACUACGUACAUUUCGUCGUGCCAUUGGUUUCGGACAAAAUGUACGCUCCGAUUUGAUACCUCUUUUGGAAAAUGCCAAAGAUGAUGCUGUAUUGGAAUCGGUGAUCCGUAUACUGGUCAAUUUGACGGUACCAGUGGAAUGUUUAUUCUCGGUUGAUGUGAUGUAUCGCACUGAAGUGGGUCGUCAUACCAUAUUUGAGUUGAAUAAACUUCUAUUCACGAGUAAGGAGGCCUUCACCGAUCCCAAGAGUACCAAGAGUGUGGUGGAGUAUAUGAAACAUAUAUUGGAAUCCGAGACGAAAUUAUCACCACAAAAAUGCGAUCAGAUCAAUAAUUGUUUGUUGCUCUUGAGGAAUAUAUUGCACAUACCGGAAACACAUGGACAUUGUGUGAUGGCCAUGAUGCAAUCGAGUGGAGCACAGAUGUCCAUGCAGAAUACAAUAUUAUGGAAUCUGUUUAUCCAGAGUAUUGACAAAUUGAUGCUCUAUCUGAUGACUUGUCCCCAGCGAGCUAUUUGGGGAGUGACAAUGGUGCAAUUGAUAGCAUUGAUCUAUAAGGAUCAGCAUGUUAGCACUUUGCAGAAAUUGCUCAAUCUUUGGUUUGAGGCUUCACUCUCGGAAAGUUCAGAGGACAAUGAGAGUAAUACAUCGCCCCCCAAGCAGGGAAGUGGUGAUUCAAGUCCCAUGUUGACAUCAGAUCCCACUUCGGAUUCCUCUGAUAAUGGCUCUAAUGGCGGUGGCAAUACAAAAAAAGAUGGACAUGGUCGUCAAGUGGUUAGUCGCAAGGGUCAAGAGUAUCAGAAUUCAAUGGCUAGAGUUUCACUUGAUAAAUUGGAUAGUUCUGAAGCGGCUAGCGAUAUUAUGGAACAAUCUCCGCGACAUCAGGGCAUGGAUGAGUCAGAUAGUUAUGGAGAUGAGCGUCAGGAGAGAGUAGAUGAUGAUGAUGAUAAUGAAGAGGAGGAGGGUCCAAAUGACGAUGAAGAUAAUGAGCGUAAGCAACAACAACUGGAAGAAGAACAAGAAGCAUUACAAAAACAACAACCAGCUGACCUGGUCAACAACACUACCACAAUAACAACAACAACAACAAUAACAACAACAAGUUCCAAAAUUAAUUUGGUACUAUCCGACUUUAAGCCGCCACCAAUACCACAAUCCGUGCGGCCCUCUACAUCCGCUCAAGCUCUCCAACAACAACAACAACUGCAGCAGCAACUGCAACAAGAACAAGAGCAAAAACCACUUCUCACUGAGAGUUACCAAUCGUCUCACAUAUCGGCAGUUAAACUGGGCCAGAAAUCGCCACAUUCGGGCCAACUUCAACUGACCAAAGGCAAAUGUUGUCCCCAGAAACGUGAGUGUCCCUCGUCACAAUCGGAGCUCUCCGACUGUGGCUACGGUACCCAAGGUGAGAUUCAAGAGUCCAUAUCCACAUCAUCGAAUGACGAUGAUAUACCACAAGGCAAGCCACAACAUCAGAAACCACCUUGCAAUACCAAGCCGAGGAAUAAAUUGCGUUCAGUGAUGUCGCCACAGGACACAAAGGAAUUGAGACGCAAGAAGCUGGUGAAACGCAGCAAGAGUAGUCUAAUCAACAUGAAGGGUUUGGUUCUUCAUACACCCACAGAUGAUGAUAUAUCUAAUUUGUUGAAAGAGUUCACUGUUGACUUUUUGCUCAAGGGCUACAAUUAUUUGGUAGAAGAACUACACAUUCAAUUGCUAUCAAAUGCGAAAAUCCCCAUUGAUACAUCGCAUUUCUUUUGGCUUGUAACAUAUUUUCUUAAAUUUGCCGCUCAAUUGGAAUUGGAUAUGGAGCAUAUUGACACCAUAUUAACCUAUGAUGUCUUGAGUUAUCUUACCUAUGAGGGUGUUACCCUCUGUGAGCAAUUGGAACUGAAUGCCCGGCAAGAGGGCAGCGAUGUCAAACCCUAUUUGAGACGUAUGCAUUUGGUGGUGACGGCCAUCAGGGAAUUUCUUCAGGCCAUUGAGACAUACAAAAAGGUCACACACUUGAGUGAGGACGAUCGCAUGCAUUUGAGGCAAUUGCAAUUACAAAUCAGCGAAAUGUCCGAUUUGAGAUGUUUGUUUGUCUUGCUAUUGAGACGUUUCAAUCCCAGCAUACAUUCCAAACAAUAUCUACAAGAUUUGGUGGUAACCAAUCAUAUAUUGCUCAUUAUAUUGGAUAGUGCAGCUAAAUUGGAGGGUGGCGAGGCUAUAAAACUCUCCGAGCAUGUGUCGCAAUUUGCCACCCUGGAAGUGAUGCAUUAUUAUGGCAUUCUUUUGGAGGAUUUCAAUAAUAAUGGUGAAUUUGUUAAUGAUUGUAUAUUCACAAUGAUGCAUCAUAUUGCUGGCGAUUUGGGACAAAUUGGUGUGCUCUUUCAACCGAUUAUACUAAAGACAUAUUCUAGAAUUUGGGAAGCAGACUAUGAACUAUGCGAUGAUUGGUCAGAUCUCAUUGAAUAUGUUAUACACAAAUUUAUGAAUACACCGCCAAAAUCGCCUUUAACUAUUCCAACAACUUCACUCACUGAAAUGACCAAAGAGCAUAAUCAAGAACAUACUGUUAGCACUUGGUCUCAGGAGGAAAUGGAUACCCUGUAUUGGUAUUAUGUUCAGAGCAAAAAAAACAAUGAUAUUGUUGGCAAAAUUGUGAAAUUAUUUAGUAAUAAUGGCAAUAAAUUGAAAACUCGCAUAACCAUAAUACAGCAACUACUACAACAGGAUAUUAUUACUCUCUUGGAAUACGAUGAUCUAAUGAAAUUUGAAGAUGCUGAAUAUCAGAGAACUUUGCUAACCACACCCACAUCGGUGACCACAGAAUCGGGCAUUGAGUUAAAGGAAUGUGCUUACGGAAAGCCCUCAGAUGAUAUUCAGAUCCUACUUGAUCUUAUUAUCAAAGAGCACAAAUCGCAACAUUUGGUGUGGCUACAGAAGUUAUUGCUCGAAUGCUGCUACAUUAAAUUGAUGUUGAAGUCGGGGAAUAAAAGUUCAGGAGAUUCUAUGGUUCCGAUUAUGGAACCAGUGGCAUAUCAUUGUAUAUGUAAACAAAAAUCGAUACCUGUGGUACAGUGGAACAAUGAGCAAUCGACAACGAUGUUGUAUCAGCCAUUUGUUUUACUAUUGCACAAAUUGGGUAUACAAUUGCCAGCUGAUGCUGGUUCAAUAUUUGCCCGAAUACCCGAUUAUUGGACACCAGAGACCAUGUACGGUUUGGCCAAGAAGCUGGGACCAAUGGAUAAACUGCACAUAAAAUUUGAUGCCAGCGAAUUGGAAGAUGCCACAUCUUUGGCCAGUCCCUCGGCACGUUAUCAUCAUCUGCCAAGAAAUUCUCUAAGUUCGAUAAGUAGCCUUGAGGUGGAUCUACUUGAUUCGGGUGAGGAGUUGGCUCUAAUACCAGAAGUCGAUGCAGCCACAGAGAAGGCACAUGCCCAAGCCUCACCCGUAUCAUCGCCAUGCGAAAUCUUUGCCAUUCCCAAGGCAAAGCACUGCAAUUCGAUUAUAAGAUAUACUCCAGAUCCCACACCGCCAGUGCCCAACUGGUUGCAAUUGGUUAUGCGUAGCAAAUGCAAUCAGAGAUCCGCAUCUGCCGCAGCAUUGGAGACCAGCCUUGGCGAUUGUGUCAGUUCCACCAACAUGACUCUGGUGGAUGAAGGCGUGGGCAGAUCAUCGACGACUUCUGUUUCACAAUCGAUGGCCUCAACUAGCAAUUCGGCUACAUUGGGUUGUCUGGCCAUGAUAAAUCCCAUAAUGGGUGGACACAAUGAGAAUAGCAGCAGUUCAGGAUGUGGUGGCACUGUAUCCUCUCUAUCAAUAUCGGGACUGAUGAGCACCAGCAUUGCAACCACAGCAGGUGGAGUGGCCCCAGUGGUGGCAGCUGCGGUGACGUCAUCGGUGUCCAAAUCUUUGGAUGUUGAUGACGAUGCGGCCAUGAAAUCAUCAUUCGAACGCUUGGAGGUUAACAAUGGACAUUUUAUGCGUACCAAUAAUUUGGAUCAGGAAUAUAGUGCCAUGGUGGCAUCGGUCUACGAGAACGAAAUAGUCAACAACGACAAUGUUUCGGUGGCUUCCGAUUUGACGCGAAUGUAUGUCAGCGAUGAGGAUGAGAAGCAUGAGUUCCGUGUCCCACAUUAUCAUUGAGGAGCCAGGCAAAAGGACGAGAAUAAUUUUACAAUCGAUCAGAGAGUAAAUGAGUGAGAUAGUUUCAAUGAGAUCAGGAAAAGGCAGACAAACAAAAUUCAAUACACACAUAUAUAUUAUUAGUUUUAAGAAGAAUUAUAUUUGUAUA